Molecule: messenger RNA, 375 nt
Organism: Musca vetustissima
Lineage: Eukaryota; Metazoa; Arthropoda; Insecta; Diptera; Muscidae
Product: ARL14 effector protein-like
Exons: 2
Coding region: 1-375 (124 amino acids)
Source: RefSeq, a predicted model, not a curated record
AUGUCUGAGAAGUGUGAGCCACCAAUUGGUAAUUGUGUGGCAGAGAUGAAGAUGAAACAGUCGGAUAAUGGCGAUGAGCGGACAAUUGGAAGCUCCCAUUUUCGUUUCCAUACCAUGAGCGAUUCAACAGCAAAAACUAAAGUGCGUGGACGUCGUAAGAAAAUGACCGUUCCAAAUACAAAAGAAAGCGACUAUGAAUGGUCGGUGGCGAAUAAAAAAGAUAUCGAUCCUUGCGAUUGUUUAUACGAUGGCUGUGAGGGAUGCUGGUAUCCCUGCGACAGAUGUGGCAGUACCAAAUGUUCAACAUUUUGUCGUCAGCGACGUCGUGAGGCGCCAUGGGAACAGCAAUACAUUGAAUGGAAGCGAUCGCAUUAG